AUGGCUUUGCCAGUUUUUGUAGUUCUAGAUGAGCAGCCAUUUAGUGUAGUAGAGGGUGAAGGAUUUAAUUUUCAUUCCAAAGUAAUGCAACCCCAAUUUACCAUCCCAUCUAGGCGUACAGUAGCUAGGGACUGUUUUCAGCUACACUUGGAUGAAGAACAAAAGUUAAAGGCUUUUUUUAAGUCUGACUGCAAUAGGUUAGUACUUACUAUUGAUUGUUGGACUUCUAUACAAAAUCUCAACUACUUGACCCUUACUACACACUUUGUGGAUAACGAAUGGAAGUAUCAAAAGAUAAUUAUAAGCUUUGUCGUAAUUCUAAACCACAAGGGUGAAACUGUAGGUAGGAAGAUUGAAGAAGUGUUAAAGGAUUGGGGAAUUAGGAAUGUGUCAACCAUAAAUGUUGAUAAUGCCACUUCAAAUGAUGUUGCUGUGACAUAUCUAAAGAGAAAAAUAGCAAAUAUGAAUGGGUUAGUGGGGGAUGGAGAGUGUUUUCAUAUGAGGUGUUCAGCUCAUAUUUUGAACUUGGUGGUAAAUGAGGGUUGGAAAGAUAAACAUUUAUCUGUAAUUAGUGUUAGGGAUGUUGUUAGAUUUGUUAAGUCCUCACCUCAUAGGGCAGCCAAGUUUAAAGAAUGCAUUGAAUUUGCUGGAAUAACUUGCACAAAAAUAGUAUGUCUUGAUGUUUCAACUCGUUGGAAUGUGACAUAUUUAAUGCUAGAGGCUGUGGAGAAGUUUCAGCUCGCUUUUGAAAAGCUUGAGGAUGAAGAGUCGAGCUAUAGGGAGUUCUUUAUAAAAGGUAAUCCCCCUAGUAAUGAUGAUUGGGACAUUGCUAGGGAUUUUAGCGCUUUUCUAAAGUUAUUUUAUGAAGCAACUAAGAUUUUUUCCACCUCUCAAAAUGUGAGUUUGCAUACUUGUUUUCACCAAGUGUCUGCCAUUUAUUGUGAGUUGAAGCAAGCUACUUCGAAAUUAAAUGAUUUUUUUGCAAGUUUGGGUGGGGAUAUGAUGGAAAAGUAUAAUAGAUAUUGGGGGAGUGCUGAUAAGAUGAACAAUAUGAUAUAUUUUGGUAUUAUUCUUGAUCCAAUAUACAAGUUAAGUUACAUUGAGUGGACGUUUAAGGACAUGUAUGGAGUUGGAUCAAAGUUUGGUAGUGAGUUGGUAAAAUCUAUAAAAAAGAAUUUACAAAAGUUAUAUGAUUGGUAUAAGCAAGCUUAUGACCAAGAACAUAAUUCCACACAACCUCUUGGUAGUGGUGGAAACAAUGUCUCCAAUGAUAAAACAACUGCAUCUACUACCCGUUCAUCACUUAUGGCUAUAGUCGAUGCUUUUGAGCAAUAUUUAGAGGAACAAGACUCGGUUGAUCAACAAAAUGAGCUUGAGGUGUAUAAUUCUAGUAAGUGUAUCAAAAGGGAUCCUAACUUUGACACUCUUGUGUAG
Messenger RNA from Lathyrus oleraceus (garden pea), 1434 nucleotides. RefSeq names its product zinc finger BED domain-containing protein RICESLEEPER 2-like. Gene Ontology annotation, molecular function: DNA binding. The transcript has a single exon. NCBI's taxonomy places the organism in Eukaryota, Viridiplantae, Streptophyta, Magnoliopsida, Fabales, Fabaceae. Bases 1 to 1434 code for a protein of 477 amino acids. The record is from RefSeq and is a predicted model, not a curated record.